AAAGAAGGCUACAAAUUUCGAGUCGGGAAAAUUCUAUUGCAUAUUUAAAGGUGCAUCUAGUAACUGUCUCCCGUUAGUGCGCCCUAAUAUAUUAUUUGUAAGCUCCUUCAUCGCGGAUUAUAACUUAUUUAGCAUUUCUUGAGUUUUGGAAACUGGUCGCUUGGAAUUAAAUUUAAACUUAGACUUGCACUUGGACAAUGAUGCCGCAUCUAAAGUUGCCCGAUGUUGUUGGUGCGGCUGCUGGUUUCGCUGUAAUUUGAUUUGGUGCCACUUGGCUAGCUGAUCUUGUUGCCAUAUUGCUGUUGCUGUUGGCCAGAAGUUGCUGCAGUCGCAGUUGCAGGAGGGGAGGAGCAGCAGCGUUACAGUUCGGGAAAAUCGGUCAAUGGAAACGGGCUUGUAAGCAGGUGCAAUCGCUUGCAGAGCCACAAAAUAGAAAACCCAGAGGCCAGGAGAGAUUGGAGCCGCAGGCAUGUCGCUUAAGAAAGAGACGCCAUCGGAUGUGCAACUGCACAUGGCAGCCAUGCGGGGAGAUGAGGUGGCCCUUCUUCGAGUUCUGGACAGCGGAAAAGUCCAUGUCGAUUGCAAAGAUGAGGAUGGAACAACCCCAUUGAUCUUGGCUGCUGCCGGAGGUCACACAUACUGCGUAAUGGAGCUGCUCGAUCAGGGUGCCGAUCCUAACUCGCGUCGUCUCACGGGAACCACGCCCCUUUUCUUCGCCGCCCAAGGCGGUCACCUGGACGUGGUGAAGAUCCUGAUGAAGGCGGGGGCCAGUGUGGACACGCCCUCUGCCGAUGGGGGCACGCCCCUUUUUGUGGCAGCCCAAGGAGGUCACGUGAAGAUUGUACGCGAACUUUUGGAUUGCGGAGCAAAUGUCAAUGCCCACAUGAAGGAUCGUGCCACGCCGGUAUUUAUCUCCGCCCAGAAUGGCCAUCGCACAGUUUUGUCCCUGCUGAUUCAGGCUGGUGCGGAAAUCGAUAUCAAGCGGAUAGACGGCGCCACGCCCCUUUGGAUAGCCGCCCAGAUGGGCCAGGAUCACAUCUGCAAGGUGCUGCUGCAGAAUGGCGCCAAUGUGGACACGGUGCGCUGCGAUGGCGCCACGCCCCUUUUCAAGGCGGCCCACAAGGGUCACGCCGCCGUCAUCACGGUGCUGCUCAAGUAUCGACCCAAUCUUGGCCAGCUGCCCAAUGGAGAGAGUGCUCUGCAUGCCGCCGCCAUGUUUGGCCAUCUGACCGUCUGCAAACAACUGGUGGCAGCAGGCAGUGAUGUCCUGCUGAAGAACCAGGAUGGUCUGACGGCCCUCCAGUUGGCGCACCAGCAGAAGUACACCUCCAUCUGUGAUUAUCUCCAGGAACGGAUCCGGACAAUGGUGGCGCGAAGCGCCAAGGCAAUGGUCACGUCCGGAGUACCGUCCACGGUCAAGACGAUGUCGGCGUAAGGGGUUGCGAGAUUUUGAGAGACCACGCCUCCAAAGUACCUUUAUGCACAAUACCUUGGCCUUUUUGCAUAUGUCUAGAAAAGAGGCAAGGCGGAAGAGUGAUAUCCCGGACACUGGGCAAUCGAUGGGGAGUUCAGAAGAAACCCAUAUAAUAAAACUGGAGGCUAGGUGAACAAGUAAGAUACUUGGGUGUGCCAAAGAAAUCACUAGAGUUUUGAAAUCGCCCUUAAGGGUGUCUAAAAGUAUGCAGUACAAAGUAUACCGUUGCAUACUUUCAAGCACCUAUGUAUUUAAGAAACCCUAGUGAUUUGUGUCACACCCCCGAUAAGCUUACAAUAAACCUCCAAUAAGCCCCAACUUGUAUUGCUCAGUGAAACACUCAAUCCCGCACAAAAAAUAACCAAAUUAAAUGAAAUCACUAGUAAAAACACGUCCAAACUAAACUUAAUGGCCUCCCCCAAGGAAACCAAACUAUUUAUUAGAUAAGCCGUAUCAUUCAUAUUAAAAACCACUUGGAGCUUGUAUUUUGAAUUUAACAUUAACCAUAACAAUAACAAUAACGUUAACUAUAACAAUUACUAUAAAAAUGUUAACAUGGACCCCGAAAAGAGAAUGUUACACUGUCCUCUGUAAAUAACCAUAUAUAUAUAUACGUACAUUUAAUAUUAUAAUUAAUGCUAUUUAUAGACCUACUCUACCCUAAGCAAUUGUUGACAAGUGCUUUAAGUUUAAACGCCUUUUUGUCCUUAAAUUAGCAAUUAGUUACACAUGAAGGAUUUCUGCUUAUUUUCCUGUAAACUAGAUACGAUAAUUAAUUAAUUUCUUACUUUAUUAAAUUUUAAGUAUAGUCCACAAUUUUGCAAGUUUAAUAAAUUGACACACGA
Messenger RNA from Drosophila suzukii, 2319 nucleotides. RefSeq names its product ankyrin repeat domain-containing protein 29. Gene Ontology annotation, molecular function: protein binding. Lineage: Eukaryota; Metazoa; Arthropoda; Insecta; Diptera; Drosophilidae. The record is from RefSeq and is a predicted model, not a curated record.